Vespa crabro (European hornet) is the source of this 3066-nucleotide messenger RNA. RefSeq names its product RCC1 and BTB domain-containing protein 1-like. NCBI's taxonomy places the organism in Eukaryota, Metazoa, Arthropoda, Insecta, Hymenoptera, Vespidae. The transcript is spliced from 10 exons. Gene Ontology annotation, molecular function: protein binding. The coding region runs from base 295 to 1827 and encodes 510 amino acids. The record is from RefSeq and is a predicted model, not a curated record.
UUUCACAUAUGAUCGAAGAAUUAUCUAUAGUAUAGUAUUUUCAGAUCUCAUUGUAUCUUGUUACUCAGGGGGGAUUACUGUCGUCUUCGCGAUUAGUCACGGCAUAGGUUAAAGUGUUUACAGAUUGAAAUUAUUUUGAAGUAUAUAAACAAAGAGUAAUCUGUUCAAAAAAAAAAAAAAAAAGAAAGAAAAAAGUUACAAAAUACAAAAUGUCUUCCUUCGAUUUAAAGAAUUGGCCAAUUUUUAGCUUAUUAGAAUCUAAAUUCAUUGCCAGUAUUCAAAUGGUCGUAGUAUAUGAUUUCUCUUGCAGGUAACUUAGGUAAUGAAGCUUUAAUUGUAACAAAGGAUGAUAUGGUAUACGGUUUGGGAUGCAACAUUACUGGUUGUCUUGGAACAGGAGACGCGCAUAGUACUCUUCAUCCUAAAAAAGUAGAAGCCCUUUGUGAAAAGGGUAUAAAAACUUUUGCUUAUGGCAGUGGUCCUCAUGUAUUGGCACUUACAGAUAAAGGAGAGGUAUAUUCUUGGGGACAUAAUGGAUUCUGUGAAUUGGGUAAUGGAUCAUCGAAUCAUGGAUUGACUCCAACUCCUGUAGGAAUGCCUUUGAGCGAAAAAGUUGUGAUAGACAUUGCUUGUGGAAGUCAUCAUUCUCUUGCUCUUACGGAUGAAGGAGAGGUUUAUGCGUGGGGACAAAACAAUUGUGGACAAGUAGGCAGUGGUAUAAGUUCUAAUCAAGGUGCACCACGAAAAAUUAAUUCCUCAUUAACCGGUAAAAAAGUUGUGUCUAUCACUUGCGGACAGACUUAUAGUAUGGCGGUUACAAAUAACGGUGAAAUUUAUGGCUGGGGUCAUAAUGGGGUCGGACAAUUAGGAAAUGGAACUUAUACUAAUCAAUUGAAUCCAUGUAAAGUUACAGGUUUAAUAGGAAUAGUUAUAGAAAAAGUUGCUUGCGGUUAUGCGCAUACAUUAGCGUUAAGCGACGAAGGUGUACUUUAUGUCUGGGGAAGUAAUAGUUAUGGUCAAUUAGGUCUUGGCAAUAAAACAAAUGCUUGUGUUCCUAUGAAGUUAUCUGUACCAGAAAUGGGACGAGUAUCUGAUAUAGCAGCAUUGCAUUAUAAUCAUAUAAGUGUUGCAAUUGGAGAAGGACAUAAAGUAUUUAUGUGGGGUCAAUGUCGUGGACAAAGCAUUACGGUACCAACACCAACUCUAUUAGCACAUUUGCAUGAUGCUCUAGCCUGUUAUGCAUCUCCAAGCGUAAUGCAUCGCCCACUAUUUCUUUAUGCAGCAGAAGAGAUGAAUAUUGUGGAUUGUUUAAAACAGGCGUUUGAUGAUUCUACAACAAGUGACUUGAUAAUACAGGUGCAAGCUAGACCUAUCUAUGUUCAUAAGGCUGUGUUAAAAAUACGAUGUCAGUAUUUUAGGACAAUGUUUCAAGAAUGUUGGAUGGAAAAUAAUCAGAGCGUUCUCCAUCAUGAUCAAUUUUCUCAUGACGUUUUUAAGUCAUUUUUAAAAUAUCUGUAUACAGAUGAAGUUGAUCUUCCUCCUGAAAAUGCAUUAGAAUUAUUGGACUUAGCAAAUGUAUAUUGUGAAACGCAAUUGAAAAGACGAUGCGUUCAAAUAAUUAAACAAGGAAUAACUGUUCUCAAUGUGGCUUAUCUAUAUAGAACAGCGAUGAAUUAUAAUAUUCAGGAGUUAGAAGAGUUUUGUUUUAAAUUUGCAUUAAAUCAUAUGACUGCUGUAAUACAGACGUCUAAUUUUGGUACAUUGGACGAAGAGACAGUAAAAACAUUUAUAAUUAAAGCCGCCCGAGCAGGAGCUUUUAAAACAUGAAUUUUGCGAUAUGAAUGAUCUUGUUAUUACAGUAGUAUAAGAUUUAGUAUAAUAUGCGUUGACGUAAGGCAAUAAUCCUUGCAAUAGCCUUCUUAUAGCGAUCUGCUUAUUUUAUUAAUUAAAACUAUGAUAAGAUAAAUCCAUAAUCUAGUUGAUGAUAGUCGGUCAUGAUCAACUUAUUUUUUAGUCCUGAAAAUUGUGAUUGGUAAUAACAUGUCUAUUAGUGAAAUUUUUGUAGUUGCCAUUAAUUAGUAUUACAUUUAUAAAAUGUGAGACUAUUAUAUUAAAUAUAUAUAUACUUUUAUAUAUAUAUAUGUAUAUAUAUAUAUAUAUGUAUAUCAUAUAUCAUAUAUCAUACAUAUGAUAUAUAUCAUAUAUAUAUAUGUAUAUAUAUGAAUGAUUAAAUUAUGUAUACGUAUUUUUGUAUGGUAUUCUUCUUUGAGAAUGAUAGAUAUUGAUCAAUUUUAAUCACAGUAGAUUUAGUUGAUAUCUAGCACUCAAAAUUUCUGACUAAGAGUAUAAAUAAAUAUGUCUUUGUGAUUUUAAUUCUUUAACUCUCGUUUUUGAAAGUAUAUAAUAAAAUAUAAUAGUACGUUCAAAAAAAAAAAAAAAAAAAAAAGAAAAAAGAAAAGAAAAGAAAAGAAAAGAAGUAAAAAUAAAUAAUCAGACUGUUAGAAUUAAGACUAAAUAGAUAGUAAUAUAUUCGUAUAGUUUAACUUAAGAUCGUUAUUAAAAUAUAUUCUUUUCUUAAUUUAUAUAGUACUAUGUAUGAUGAUAAUUAAUCUUGGGUGAUGUUAUUAAUAAAGUAAUAUCAAUUUAAUCUUUUUAAAUAAUAGAUAAUAAUCAGGUAAAAUCAAAGCUUGAUUAAACAUUAAAUGUGAUAGGAUUUUACACGCACAUUGUAAUUUAUUCUAAUUAUGUAAAAUCCAUUGAAUGUAAUUUAUAUAAUUAAUGAUUCAGUUGAGUAUAUUAAUUAUAUAAUAAUUUCAUUUUCUCAGAUUCUGAGAAAAUGAAAAGUGAUCGAGGAAUCAUAUUAAUUUCAUCAUUCCGAUUAUGAUGCAUUUAUAAUAGAUUUAUACGAAAACACGUUUAAAUAAGCAAUAAGUACGCUAUCAAAUUGUGUUAAUUAUAUUGCAACAUGCUAAUGUGCAUCAAUUUCGUUUAUCGAUUACACAUAUUAAACUUUCUUAUUUUAUGUCUUUUUCUUAUAUGUCAUAAGAAUAAAUAUUUUUAAUGAAA